AGUCAACUGUGUGUAUUAUGGAGAUGAGCCACGCUUUGCCAGCGCCGCCGGUCGCCGUCGCCUCAAUCCGGCCGCCCCGCGCGGCCGGCUGGGGAUUCCUCCACGCACGUGCACGCCAUGUGUUCGCUCUCGACUAGAUCGUGCUAGCUAUCCUCUCUAUCUAUACAACUCGCUCGCUGCACUGAGGACACCACCAAUUGCCAACAAUGGCGCGCCUGUUCCUCCCUGCCAUCUUGCUGGCCGUCGUGCUGGUCGUCUCCAACGCCGGUGCCGCGGAGGCGGCGUGGUGGUCGGGGUGGAGGUGGGACUGCCUGUUCCCCAACAACGGCCGCGGCGGCUACGGCAACCACGGCCACGGCGGCUACGGCGACCACGGCCACGACGGCGACUUCCCGAGCCACAGCCACAGCCACGUGGCAUCGAUCGUGACGGAGGACCUGUACCGCUCCUUCUUCCCGCACAAGGACGACGCCGCCUGCCCCGCGCGCGGCUUCUACAACUACACCUCCUUCCUCCGCGCCGCCGACGCGUUCCCGGCGUUCGGCGGCGACGGCGGCAACGCCACCCGGAGGCGCGAGGUGGCGGCGUUCCUGGCGCAGAUCUCCCACGAGACGACCGGCGGGUGGGCGACGGCGCCCGACGGGCCCUUCGCGUGGGGCCUCUGCUUCAAGGAGGAGAUCAACCCGCAGAGCAACUACUGCGACGCCAACAACACCGACUGGCCGUGCGUCCUCGGCAAGUCCUACCAUGGCCGCGGACCCAUCCAGCUCUCAUGGAACUACAACUACGGGCCGGCGGGCAAGGCGGUGGGCUUCGACGGGCUGCGGGAGCCGGAGGUGGUGGCGGGCGACCCGGAGGUGGCGUUCAAGACGGCGCUGUGGUUCUGGAUGACGCCGCGGGCGCCCAAGCCGUCGUGCCACGACGUGAUGGUGGGGCGCUACCGGCCCAGCGGCGACGACCUGGCGAAGAACCGGACGGCGGGGUUCGGGCUGACGACCAACAUCAUCAACGGCGGGAUCGAGUGCGGACCGAGCGGGAAGCCCGCGCCGGUGGAGGACCGGAUCGGCUUCUUCAAGCGGUACUGCGGCAUGCUCGGCGUCGACGUCGGGCCCAACUUGGACUGCGCCAACCAGCAGCCCUAUUCCAGUCCUAGCUAGCCGCCUUUGAGGCUUUGACCCUUUGUUUUGUGCUCGCAUCGCAUGCAUGCCUCAUUCUGUGUUUGUACUGUACUCGCUGAGUUUCUCUUUGCCAACAAUAAAGUUGGGGUUUCUUACAAGUUAC
Messenger RNA from Setaria italica (foxtail millet), 1281 nucleotides. Its product is annotated as chitinase 10-like. Gene Ontology annotation, biological process: cell wall macromolecule catabolic process; carbohydrate metabolic process; chitin catabolic process. The transcript is spliced from 2 exons. The coding region runs from base 207 to 1157 and encodes 316 amino acids. Lineage: Eukaryota; Viridiplantae; Streptophyta; Magnoliopsida; Poales; Poaceae. The record is from RefSeq and is a predicted model, not a curated record. Gene Ontology annotation, molecular function: chitinase activity.